AUUCCUAUCAAGUUUGCGGUAGAGAAUUUGAGGGAGUCUAAGAUUUGGGGAGCUAUUAUUGGUAUAGGUGGGAAAUCUGUGAGGUUAAGGAAUAUGUUGGUGAAGGGGUUUAGGUGUGUGGUAGAGGAUAGAAGUCAGGUGGGUUUUUGGAGACAUAUUUGGGUAGGAGAUAGAUCUUUAAGGGAUUUAUGUCCUAGGCUAUUUCAGUUAGCUGUUAAUAAGGAAGGAGUGGUAAGGGAGAUGGGGAAAUGGGGAAAUGGGAGGGGGCAAGGUGGCGGUGGCAUAUGGAGUGGCGAAGGGGGAGAAUGGGACGUGGAUAGGAUGAGGGAAUGUUGUGGGUGGUGCUGGGUAGGAUAUAGAUUAAGGAAGGCAUGGAGGAUUCCUAACAGUGGCUGUAUGAUUUGGAAGGUAGAUAUAUGGUGAAGAGAGCUUAUGAUUUUUUAGCUCCUAUAGAGUGUUUGCUUGAAAUCCAGUUUUGCAAACUGAUUUGGUGUAGGUUAGUGGCUUCCAAAAGUGGGUUUUUUUGAGUGGAGGUUGUGUCUUGUUCCAACAAGAUGGAAUUUGUAGAAAAGAGGGGUGGUUUUGUAGGGGAACGGAAUGAGGUGUGAUUUGUGUAAAGAGGGGGUGGAGGACGUCAACCUACAUGUAAAGAAGCUCGGUUAGUGUGGGCUAAGGUGCUUCAUUGGUGGGGUUUGGAGGUGGAGAUGCCAGAUACAGUGAGGGAGUUGGUAGAUUUUUUUAUGGGUAAUUUGGGUAUGUUGGUUGGAAAGGAGAUGAGUGCAUGUAUUUUUUGUGGUUGUGUCUUAGUUUUUAUGGUAUUGGAGGAAUGCUAUUGUGUUUCGGAGUAAUGGGGAUUUUCGAGAGCAAUUGUAGGAUAUGGUUCAAGCUAAGGGUAUGUUUAAAAUUGUGAUUGGAGGUUUUUUUAUAUAGUCAUAUAACACAUUUAGAUGUGUAUUUGGUAAAUUUUUUUCAAAUUGUGUUUUUUUUUUUUUAAACCGUAGAAAAUCAUAAUACAUUUAUAGUAAUUUU
Messenger RNA from Rubroshorea leprosula, 1029 nucleotides. The record is from the annotation of a GenBank genome assembly. NCBI's taxonomy places the organism in Eukaryota, Viridiplantae, Streptophyta, Magnoliopsida, Malvales, Dipterocarpaceae.